UAUGACGUCAGUAGUGCGCGCCGAGCCACAUGUGAAUGAGAGCUGAGAGUUGUGUAACGUUCAUUAAUCCGGGUUUAACUUUGUAGCGGUGUAAACUGAGAUAUGUUCAUGGACAGGAACAUUGAGUAAUACUGGAGAAAGGCUGUGUCAUGGCAAGCAAAGCAGAUGUUGAAAUGGAGCAAGACACAAACAGGGCAGCUGACGAUGAGGAGCUGAACACGUCCGAGGAAGAAGAGGAGGAUGGACUUGAACAAACUGAAGUAGAAGACGCUAACCAGGAGAAGGGUGAUGAUGAUGAUGAGGAGGAGGAGGAAGAGGAUGUCAGUGAAGGCAAGAAAACAAAGGGCAAGAAGUGUGUCCCGGGUAUAGUGUACCUGGGCCACAUUCCACCAAGAAUAAGGCCCAAACAUGUGCGCAACAUGCUGGCGCUGUACGGAGAAAUCGGACGGGUUUUCCUUCAGUCUGAAGAUCGCUCUAUUAAGAGAAAGAAGAGGAAAGCGGGCAGUAACGGCUCGAGGUACGUGGAAGGCUGGGUGGAGUUCAGAGACAAGCGCGUGGCUAAGAGAGUGGCAGCGUCUCUGCACAGCACACCCAUGACCAACCGCAAGAGGAGCCACCUCAGCAGUGACCUGUGGUGCAUCAAAUACCUGCACAGGUUCCAGUGGUGCCACCUGAGCGAGCGGCUGGCGUACGAGCAGACGGUGUACCAGCAGCGCAUGAGGACGGAGAUCUCGCAGGCCAAGCGCGAGACCAACUUCUACCUGGCCAGUGUGGAGAAGAGCCAGACCCUGGACAGGCUGAGGAAGAAGAGGGCGAAGAAAGGCGAGGUGGUGGAGGAGAAGGGCUGGGACUUCACACAGCGGCGCACAGAGGAGGAAAUGAGGCUGGAGCGCAUGAAGAAGAGCGGCCUGUCCAAGAAGAACCUCCUGAAAGCUCAGGAGAAGAGCAAAGCCAUCCAGGAGAAAGCGCAGUCCAAUGUGUCCCUGCUGGCUAAGAUCUUCAGCAGAGGGACUUCACACGACUGAGGCACGUGUUUUCACGUACGUGUUUGUCUGAUUAAAGUCAUAACUGUACACAGACUCUGAGAUCAGACAGAGCGUACGUAUGUUUGUACUAAAGAAAUGAGACUUUACUGUCUGCCUCAAACUGGCAAUUUUGUGAUUGUUGUGUUUCAGUUUAGAUUUUUUCACUCACUGAACUCUGAAUAACCGUGUUUUCUAAUGUAUAAUGUUAUAUUUUUAAUGGAAGCAGCAUCUUUUCUCAAUACAUCAUUGAUAUAUGAACAUAUUGUCAUUUCGCUUCAUGAUAAACAUUCUCCAUUUGUUUAUAAGGACUAAAGUAAUUGGUAGAAUUAUGAAGGAAAUGCAGUUUUACCAGAUUACACUGUAUGUCAUGUUUAUGUGCAAAUGCACUUCUAUGAUUAGUAAUUUGGAGAAAUAAAAAUGAUCACUAGCUUCA
This is a messenger RNA of Pangasianodon hypophthalmus (striped catfish), 1458 nucleotides long. RefSeq names its product activator of basal transcription 1 (gene abt1). Lineage: Eukaryota; Metazoa; Chordata; Actinopteri; Siluriformes; Pangasiidae. Gene Ontology annotation, biological process: endonucleolytic cleavage in 5'-ETS of tricistronic rRNA transcript (SSU-rRNA, 5.8S rRNA, LSU-rRNA); small-subunit processome assembly; endonucleolytic cleavage in ITS1 to separate SSU-rRNA from 5.8S rRNA and LSU-rRNA from tricistronic rRNA transcript (SSU-rRNA, 5.8S rRNA, LSU-rRNA). Gene Ontology annotation, cellular component: nucleolus. Gene Ontology annotation, molecular function: RNA binding. The record is from RefSeq and is a predicted model, not a curated record. The coding region runs from base 150 to 1025 and encodes 291 amino acids. The transcript is spliced from 4 exons.